Molecule: messenger RNA, 2085 nt
Organism: Candida tropicalis MYA-3404
Lineage: Eukaryota; Fungi; Ascomycota; Pichiomycetes; Serinales; Debaryomycetaceae
Exons: 1
Coding region: 1-2085 (694 amino acids)
Biological process (GO): intracellular protein transport; vesicle-mediated transport
Cellular component (GO): membrane coat
Molecular function (GO): clathrin binding
Source: RefSeq, a predicted model, not a curated record
AUGAGUGAUGGUAAAUUAUUUACAAGAUCGAAGAGUUCAGAAUUGCGUGCAGAAUUGGAGCAGGCAUUUAAGAAAUCAAAACCAGUUUCAAGGGUCAUAUUAGUUCUUAAGAAAGUUUUGGCAAAUAUUAUUUUUAACAACCAUGAAAUAGCUUGUUUAAUGAAAGAUAUAAUCCCAUUAAUGAAAAUUGAUGAUCUUGAAGUGAGAAAAUUAUGUUUUGAAUUCUUGGUGGCCUACGCUGCAUCUAAUCCUGAUGGUGACGAUGCUAUCCCGUAUCUUUCUCGAUUUCACAACGAUCCAACUCCGUAUUUGCGAGUACUAGCACUUAAAACAAUGUCAUCAAUUAAUAGAAAGGAAUUUAUAGACUUGUCCAUCACAUCGUGUAAGAGACUGUUGGUGGAUUCGGACUCAGAGGUUAGAAAGUCCGCAGCUUUUGCUGUAGCAAGAAUUUCUCAACAUGAUGCCGCUAGAGCCGAGAAGGAAAACUUGGUCCAACAAUUGAAUGAUUUAUUGUAUGAUUCAAAUUCUUCCGUUGUAUCAAAUGCAUUAGCAGCAUUAAGCUCGAUUAUAGAAAGUAAUCGAAACUUGAAUCUAACCAUCGACAAGAACCAUGCAUUAACUUUGAUUAAUUUAUCGAGUUCGGCAAAUGAAUGGCAACAGACAUAUAUCUUAAACGCAUUGAUGGCAUAUGUUCCGCAAACUGAUGAUGAAGCCUUGGAUUUAAUUGAGUCAGUUUUACCUGCAUUACAACAUGAGAAUUCCUCGGUGGUGAUAAAUGCAAUCAAAGUUGUUAUUUAUUAUUGUAAUUAUGCCAGAAAUCCCGAGUUACGUCUUCCUGUGCUACCCAAAAGAUUGGGUAAUUCCCUUGUAUCUUUGUUAGCAAAACCAUCUGAAACACAGUUCCUAGUUUUAAGAAAUGUCAUAUUAUUAUUAUUGGGAAGAAAAGAUUUAGUCAGCUUUGAUGUGGAAAUGUUUUAUUGUAGGUAUGAUGAUCCUAUAUACGUUAAAGACACCAAACUUGAAAUUAUUUACUUGUUGGCAAAUGAGUCAAAUGUUGGACUGGUACUUCGAGAAUUAGAAGAAUAUGCCACUGAAGUCGAUGUAUCUAUGGCAAGAAAGGCUAUACGUGCAUUUGGUAAUCUUGCUGUGAAACUAGAAAAUGCUUCUGAAGAAUGUGUUGAAGUAAUUUGUGAUUUGGUAUCUAAUGGUAUCUCCUAUAUUGUUCAAGAAUCCACUAUUGUCAUAAAAAAUAUUGUUCGUAAGUAUCCUGGAAAGUUUGAAUUUGCUAUAAACGAGUUGAUCAAACAUUACCAUCUCAUUGAUGAGCCAGAUGCCAAAACUGCUUUCAUUUGGAUUAUUGGGCAAUAUUGUGAAAGUAUUAAAGAAUCCAAAACUAUUUUGGAAGAUUUCAUUACUUCUUUUAAAGAUGAUCCUGCUGAAGUUCAAUAUGCCACCUUGACGGCAGUAACGAAAUAUUAUUUAAAGUUCCCAGAACAAGGUGAAUCUAUUGUUUUAAGAGUGUUAAAAUGGGCUACAGAAGAGGUUGAUAAUCCAGAUAUUCGAGAUCGUGGAUUUAUCUACUGGAGAUUAUUGUCUUCAGAAAAUGCCAGUGGUCCAAAUGGUGAAUUUCAGUCAAACACCAAAAAGAUUAUUUUAAACGAGAACCCAGUGAUUAAUUCAGAGAAUGAUAAUAUUAAUCCGGAAAUACUUGAAGAAUUGGAGUUAAACAUUGGAACAUUGGCAUCUAUUUACUUGAAACCCGUUCAGACUGUUUUCCGAUUGGCUAAACCUAAGUCGCUUCCUUAUAGUCCUUCCCUUCAAAGACGUAACCUGUUACCCAACCUUCAUAGUAACAAUUCUAGACUGACUAGUCGAAGCCUGAAAGAAAAUUCCCCAAGUGUUGAUGUUGGUAGACGUAUGUCUUAUAGAAGAACCAACAGUGAUAAUUUAAGUACUAGAAGCAGUAACAAUAACAAAUAUCCAGAUGAUAGAAAAGCAUUACAUCCACAACCCCCACAGAAAGAAAACUUGGCUAAGAAAUUUUCAAGAAAGGCAUCUUUUAUUACAAACAAAAUUAAAAACUAA